UCUUUUUCAUCUCUCUAAUAGCAUUAUUUAUUUCAGUUUUACCAUUCCUUUAUAUAUAAGGUCUACCAUACCCAUAAUGCAUCUCUCCAUUACUCUUUGAGUGAUCUUCAAUUGCAGUUGUUCAAAGACUGGCAAUUUAAAAUAUGCAGUCAUGUAUUAUCAGUGGAAGAAUGCUAUUAGUUUGAAAAUGCCUUUGUUACAGGAUGAAGCUUGGGAUUAUUAAAAGCAUAGUUUCCUAAAGAUCAUCAGACUGACUCUUCCCCUGUUCAAUUUCAGAUCAAGCUCAUUAGCCAUGUCUAAUGAUCAUCCAAAAUACAUGUAUUCAUGGACUAGCUCCAAGGGUUUUCUCUACAUAAUAGCAAAUCAUUAUCUGAAAAAUAAGAAUUCUUCACUCACUAGACUUUUACUAAUUAGGACAUCUUUUAUGAGUGAUUAUGGCAGUCAAAUAGAAGGUUCUCACAAUCAGCACAAUGUUAUCUGCCAAUGGGAGCAUCUGGAGGACCUUACCAAACAGAAUCCCUCUUCUACAUGGACUCUGCAAUAAAAUAAUAGUAAAUACCUCUGACAAUCAUACAUCUCUCUGUUCCAUACCCCACUUGAUAUUUAUAUCAGAGCAUCACUGAAUGAAAUCAUCUCUGCUGUAAUCCCUUUGAAUGAAUUUUGUAUGACUUUGACACAUGCAUAAGAAAUCCCUCUUUAGAGAGCUUUUAAGGCAAUUUUUUGCUCUACUGAACCAAAUGCUUUAUUAUAGUCAACAGACAAUAAGCACAGUGAUAUGUUAUAUUUUCUAUACUUUUCAAUCAUUUGAACUAUAAAGAUGUGAUCUUCAAAAGAAUAAAAUUUACAAAACCUACCUAACUCCCUUCUUAUAUAUUCACCAAGGAUGUUCUAUGACUACUAACCUAAAAAGGUUGUAAAAAUGGGAACGUAGCUGAUGGUGCAGUUCUUAACCUAAUAAAACACUUUCAAGUGUUAUAAGUUAGCUAUUAUUUAGGCCUGUAGUUACUAAUAUUCUUUUAGUCACAUUUUUCUGGGAAAUAACAUGAGAUUUUCUCCAAACUUUUGGUAUCCAUCAUCUUUCAAAUCUCAUGCUAGGGUUAUCAAGUAAUGAUAUAGCUCCUAACCUCAAAAAAUACUCAUCCUAUAUGAGGGAGGAUAUCACAUAUACAUAGAUAUAUAAAAUAUAAGGACUUACUGCAGCAAAAGUAAGGAGAAUGGAGAAAGGCAAAGACCCAGAUUAAAUACUUUAGAGAAAUCUUGGAAGAGAAGAAUUUUAGCAGCUAAGAGGAAUUCAAGGAAGGUCAAAAUGAGAAGCUGCUUUUGAGCUGAGCCUUGAGGGAAGAUUUCUGUUGUUCAUUUGAUUCUUCAUUAUUCCAUUUAGGGUUUUCUUGGCAGAUAUACUGAAGUGGUCUGCCAUUUCCUUCUCCAGCUCAUUUUAUAGAUGAAGAAUCUAAGGGCAAAACCAGUUAAGUGGCUUGCCCAGGGUUACGAAGCAAAAUUUGAAUGCAAGUCUUCCUAAUACUAGACCUGGUGCUCUAUUGACUUUGUAAUAUAGCUGCCCUGGAAGGAUUCUGAAAAGUCAAACAUGAGAAGAGAGUUUAUUUCAGAAGAAUGCCAAAAGCAUAAGAUAGCAUGCCAAGUUUGGGUAAAAUUGAUAGCCCAGGUUGGAUAAAGUAUUGUAGUAAAGUGAAUUAAGUCUCGAAAAGUAGGACAGAACCAGAUUGUAGAAAGCCUUAAAGGCCAGGGUCAGGAAACUAUAUUUUAUCCUAUAGACAGCAGGGAACCACUGAUAUUUUUUGAGAAUGCAAAUAACAUGAUCAGAUUAUUUUGGUAGCUAUGUGAUUAGAGAGGAAAGAAACUGAAGGAAUGAACAUCAUUUAGGUUAUAGUAAUAUAAGCAAGAAGAGCUGAUGAUUAGGAUGCUGUUAGUAUAUGAGUAGUGAAAACAAGAUACAUAAGAUAUAAGGAUUGAAUAGAGGUUUUUAUCAUUUACUGGAUAUGCGACAGGGUACAAGAGAGACAAAAGUGACAUGUUUUAAACUGAAGUGACUAGAUAAUGGUGCUGUCAACAGACAAGAAUUUGGACACAGAAGGUUUUGGAGGUAGGAUUAUUAAUUAUUUUAGGACAUAUUGAAUUUGAGGUGUAGAUGAGCCAUCUAAACUAAUUUGAGAUGUGGAUGAGCCAUCUAAAUGAUGUUUAGCAUGAAGUUAAAAGAUGUGGAACUAAAGUUUAAUGGAAAGAUUAGGGUGGCUUUUGUAGAUUUUGAGAAUCAUUUGCAGAGGUGUGAGGUAGCAUGGCAGUGAAGAGAAAUUCCCAGAAUGUAGUCAUCAAUUAUAUUUUAUUAGAAAAAGGAAGAUUAAGAUGAAGACUGAGAAAAAAAUUGGAUUUGGUAAUUAAGGGAUAAGUGGCAAGCUAUGAGAAAACAGUUGUACAGUUCAAGGUCACAAGGAAUUACCUGUGAACAAUAAAGAUUCCAAAAACAGCAGGAACAUGCUGGACAGUGAAUGAAAACUCAGCAGCAACAGCAGUUUGGAGAUAGUAGCUAUCCCAAAGAGUUCCAAGGAAUAAAGAAAACAAAAAGUAAAUGUCCAGAAGUUCUUCUGUCUUUUAUAAGAGGGCCAGUAACCUGCAUUAUCAAUCAAUGCGUAGGGGGUUAAGCAGAAUACUUGGCACAUUUUACAUAAAGCUGAUCUAUGAUGAUCCAGAACUUGGGAGUCCUGAGCUAAACAAGGUCCUGUUCCCAUCUCCCUCCGGAGGAAAGUGCUGGGAGGGUCUGGGCACUCUGAUGGCAACUCCUGUACCCUUUAAAACAAAAUUCAGAGAAUCUGAUCUGUGCCCCACAACCUGGCAUAAUGGGAAGAUGCAAAGUUAAAACUUUGCAAAUUGUCCCCUGCGACCAGCAGCCACCAGGCAUCCCUCAGAGCGCCUGCUAUCCAGCUUCGGGUCAGCUAGUACUUGGAAAAGUCCCACAAAGGUUAAAACAAAACAAAACAAACACAAAAGAAAGGGAUCUGGCCUAGCCAGGACCUCUACUGCACGUCAAUCCCUCCAGGAGGAAGCCCACGCAAACUCGGCUUCCCACAAAGGCAUCUACCUUUGGGAAGAGCUAACCGCUAGGGUAAAGAACUCGCUGUCGCCGAAGGCGCUCCCAGAGGCCCAAACCACCUAGGUAGGAAGAAGGGAAAAGACUCCAUUUCCCGUGCGUCUGCGAGGCUACUCCCGUCAUUCCCCCACACCCUCCCUACCCCUCAAAAGCCCCAGCCCUCAUAUGAACCUGUUGCAGGCUAAAGCGGAAAUGCUUUCUGCACGCUUCAUUAGCUAAGCAUGCGCACUCCCUCCUUGCCGCCCACCCUGCCAAAUUCCCCAAGCAACCUACGGGACCCGCCCAAGGCUAAUUCAGCGGGUUCUGAAAAAGGAAGCAGAAAGGAGGAGCCUGGAGAGGACGGAGCCUCAGGGCCGGAAGAGGCCUCGGUUGCCUAGGGGACGCAGCCGGCACCGUGAACUCCUCUACUAAUUCCUCCGAGACUCCGUCGGCGAUUCUGUUUCCCAAACCCUCUUGUCCUGGGUGAAUGAAUCCCUCCGGCCGCUGGGCAUGUUCUCUUAGAUGGGGUUGGAUAGGACCUGAGAGCUGAGGAAGGGGUCCUUCGUGCCCCGACCAGGGACGCGGAAGGUUCCCGCCCCCUUCCCUGGUGGUGAAUCGCGGCUGGUUUGUGAAAAUUUGAAUCAUCAUUAUGGGAUUGCUGGACAAGCUGUCAGGCUUGCUUGGCCUGAAGAAGAAGGAAGUUCAUGUUCUGUGCCUUGGGCUGGAUAACAGUGGCAAAACUACCAUCAUUAACAAACUCAAACCUUCGAAUGCUCAAACUCAAGACAUAGUUCCAACAAUAGGCUUCAGUAUAGAGAAAUUCAAGACAUCGAGCUUGUCUUUCACAGUAUUUGACAUGUCAGGUCAAGGGAGAUAUAGAAACUUAUGGGAACAUUAUUACAAAGAAGGCCAGGCCAUUAUCUUUGUCAUUGAUAGUAGUGACAGAUUAAGAAUGGUUGUAGCCAAAGAAGAACUCGAUAUUCUCCUGAAUCAUCCAGAUAUUAAGAACCGCCGAAUACCAAUUUUAUUCUUUGCUAACAAAAUGGAUCUUAGAGAUGCAGUCACAUCUGUAAAAGUGUCUCAGUUGCUGUCUUUAGAGAACAUCAAAGAUAAACCAUGGCAUAUUUGUGCUAGUGAUGCCAUUAAGGGAGAAGGGCUGCAAGAAGGUGUGGACUGGCUACAAGAUCAGAUCCAAGCAGUGAAGACAUGAAAAGAUAAUGAUUAUAAGACACGAUGAUGUUCAUAAACUUCAACAGUUGUUUCAUUUCAAGGCAUGAUUUCUUAAAGCACAUUUUGUUUUUGUUUUUAAUUUUACACUUUGCCUCUGUGUGUGUUUAAGGAUAUCAUAUAUUAUUCUGUUUUGCCUCCAUGGACUUGAGAAGAAUCAGCUUUUUAUUUUUUAGCAAUAUAACUUCUCAGGUAUGCUGAGCCCCUGAAUUAUAUUCAGGCCAAAUCUUCCUUAGCAGGGACACUAAAAUAAUGAGUCCAUUAAAUGCCUGCAUUCAAUUUUAAUCAUUUUUUUGUUUUUUUAGUAUACAUAAAAGUAAAAUAUAUGCCAUCUCUGUCCUGGCUUAAUCUUUUUUUUUAAAUAUCUUUUAUUUUAAAAGGUGUCUCAUUUUUUGUAACUUAGUACAUGAUGGAACUUCAUGAAUUCUGUUUUUCAAGAGGAUUACAGAUGUUCAUAAGGGACUUUGGUUAUUAGUAUGUAUUUAAUUUGUUACUAAGCAUAACAUGUUAUCAUUAAUAAAAUAUGAAAUGAAUGUGUCAA
Molecule: messenger RNA, 4850 nt
Organism: Monodelphis domestica (gray short-tailed opossum)
Lineage: Eukaryota; Metazoa; Chordata; Mammalia; Didelphimorphia; Didelphidae
Gene: ARL6
Product: ARF like GTPase 6
Molecular function (GO): GTPase activity; GTP binding
Source: RefSeq, a predicted model, not a curated record